This is a messenger RNA of Chanos chanos (milkfish), 1315 nucleotides long. RefSeq names its product methionine sulfoxide reductase Ab (gene msrab). NCBI's taxonomy places the organism in Eukaryota, Metazoa, Chordata, Actinopteri, Gonorynchiformes, Chanidae. The record is from RefSeq and is a predicted model, not a curated record. The transcript has 6 exons. Gene Ontology annotation, biological process: cellular response to oxidative stress. Gene Ontology annotation, molecular function: peptide-methionine (S)-S-oxide reductase activity. The coding region runs from base 95 to 748 and encodes 217 amino acids. Gene Ontology annotation, cellular component: cytoplasm.
UGUCGCACGGAAGCCAUGUUUGUGUACAUCCACUGAAGCUCAAAUAUUGAACGCAUUUAGGCUGUUGCUGUGCGUGUCACUGUCCGUUUCUAGCAUGGCAAACAAGACAGAGUUACCUGCGAAAGACCGGUGUCUGAAAGGCAGGGCAGAAAAAAUGGUCGUGGCAGCAAAGCAUGCAGCCAAUGGUAACCCCACAGUGGAGCCCUUCCCAGAGGAAAUGGAGAUGAUCAUGUUUGGUAUGGGCUGUUUCUGGGGUGCUGAGCGACGCUUCUGGAAGGUUCCCGGUGUCUAUUCCACCCAGGUGGGCUAUGCAGGGGGGUGUACCCCUAACCCCAGCUAUGAAGAAGUCUGUUCAGGGUUGACCGGACACACAGAGGUCGUGAGAGUGGUCUUUCCUCCAAAGGAAGUCAGUUUGGAGAAACUGCUUCAAGUCUUCUGGGAGAGCCAUGACCCCACUCAAGGCAUGAGGCAGGGGAACGAUCGUGGCACGCAGUACCGCUCGGCUAUCUACACCUACAGUCCUGAACAGCAGGAACUGGCCCUGAAAACCAAAGAAGCUUACCAGCAGGCCCUGACAAAGAAAGGUCUAGGCAAGAUUACCACAGAGAUUCGAGAACAUGCUGUUUUCUACUAUGCUGAAGACUAUCACCAGCAGUACCUACAGAAGGUUCCUAACGGAUACUGUGGCCUGAAGGGUACCGGUGUCGCCUGUCCUAUGAGAGCAGGAGGGGAGAAGGAUGAGCUCUGACAAGGAGAGAAAUACACUUUAAGUAAACUCUAAACAUUGGCAUGACAAGAGGGAGAAAACAAUUAUCAGAUUCCAAAAAAUCACACACAUCAGAACACCUACACAACACAACAAAUACUUACAUAAUUCCUUUAAUCUGAUUUUACUUUGUUGACUCAUUCUGGAGGGACGGCUGUCUUAACUUUGCUGAUCACUAUGCAAAUAACUUGACAUGAGCAGAAGCGUGUAUGUUUUCUGUGUGUCCAGAGUGGAAGCAUAAAUUAGAAAGGCUACAACUGGCAUGAGUUGUGGGUUAGUGGAACGGCAUCAGAGAGCCUGUCUCAGGGGUGGAGAGUUUGAUCGUGGGACUUUCUAAUGUAUUUCCAAAACAGGUAUGAGUGAUAAUGAACAUGGGCUUGUUAACCUCCAUGAAGUGACAUUUUAGACAGUUUUUCUAUCUGAACAUCAUCUCUGAUCACUUCUGUUAGCUUUUGUUCACUGUGAUAUUGUUAGUGUCAUUAUUUUGUAAAUGAUCAGUUGUUUUGCUUGCAGUCCACUGAAAUAAAUUUUUAUAAUGAUAAAUGAUAA